GGCGGGGCCGAGCCGCGGGCGCUGAGGCGGCGCCGGGACCGGGACCGGGAGCGGGACCAGGACCGGCAUCGCCACCGGGAGGCGGGGCUGGAGCGGGAACCGGGCGGGCCAUGGCCGCCGCCGCCGCGCGUUGAGGCCCCGCCGCUCACCCGGGCCGGGAUGCCCCGGGGGGGGCCCGGGCCGCCGCCGGAGCCAUGGAGGAGGAGGGCAAGAAGGGCAAGAAGCCUGGAAUCGUGUCCCCGUUCAAGCGCGUGUUCCUGAAGGGGGAGAAGGGCCGGGAUAAGAAGGCUCAGGAGAAGGUGACGGAGCGGCGCCCGCUGCACACCGUGGUGGUGGCGCUGCCCGACCGCGUGGAGCCCGACCUGCUGCUCCACGACUACAUCGAGAAGGAGGUCAAGUAUUUAGGGCAGCUCACCUCCAUCCCGGGAUACCUGAACCCCUCCAGCCGCACGGAGAUCCUGCACUUGAUUGACAACGCCAAGAGAGCCCACCAGCUCCCGGGGCAGCUGACCCCGGAGCACGACGCCGUCAUCAGCCUGUCUGCCUACAACAUCAAGCUGGUGUGGAGGGACGGGGAGGACCUGAUCCUCAGGGUGCCCAUCCACGACAUCGCCUCCGUCUCCUACAUCCGCGACGACUCCGCACACCUGGUUGUGCUCAAGACAGCUCAGGAUCCCGGGAUCUCGCCGAGCCAGAGCCUGUGUGCCGAGGGCUCCAAGGCGCUGACGUCGGGCUCGCUGUCGGAGAGCGCGGGGGGGCCCCUGGAGUGCUGCUGCCUGGUGGUGCUGGCCACGGAGAACAAGGUGGGCGCUGAGGAGCUGUGCUCCCUGCUCAGCCAAGUCUUCCAGAUCGUUUACACCGAGUCCACCAUCGACUUCCUGGACCGCGCCAUCUUCGACGGCGCCUCGACGCCCACGCGGCACCUGUCCCUGCACAGCGAUGACUCUUCCACCAAAGUGGACGUGAAGGAGCCCUUCGAGGCGGAUGCCAGCACUUUGUGAGUGACCCCUGCCCUGGGAUUAAGCCGGAUCUGCUGCCCUCAGCACCCCGGGGAGCUCAGCUGAGCCCGGCCGGGCCUCGGGGGGUUGGCACAGAUCCUGUCCUGGCCCGGAUUGCUCUGCCCUCAGCAUUCCAGGAGUCACAUCCACGGCGAGCAGUCCCUGUGUCAGCACGGUGCAGGGCACCAGCUGCAGCUGGGAGCAGGGCUUGCCCCCAGAACUUGUUAUUUGGGAAACUUCUCCCUCCUGGAGACAUCCACGGUGUUUGUGGCUGGGAUCCUGGCACACGAAGCCUUGGUUAGCAGUGAGGGAAUAGCCAGCAUGGAGGGGUACUCUGGGAAUGUUCAACCUGGAGGAAACUGAAAAUUGCACAUUUAAUUCCACUAUCAUCUUGGGACAGCCAACAUGGAGGGGUUCCCUAGGAAUGUUUAACAUGGGGGUAAUUAGAAACCUUAUUGAAAAUUGCACAUUUAAUUCCA
Messenger RNA from Motacilla alba alba, 1477 nucleotides. RefSeq names its product CCM2 scaffold protein (gene CCM2). The coding region runs from base 195 to 1001 and encodes 268 amino acids. Gene Ontology annotation, biological process: heart development; vasculogenesis. The transcript has 7 exons. The record is from RefSeq and is a predicted model, not a curated record. Lineage: Eukaryota; Metazoa; Chordata; Aves; Passeriformes; Motacillidae.